Humulus lupulus (European hop) is the source of this 1219-nucleotide messenger RNA. Its product is annotated as histone deacetylase HDT1-like. The transcript has 10 exons. NCBI's taxonomy places the organism in Eukaryota, Viridiplantae, Streptophyta, Magnoliopsida, Rosales, Cannabaceae. The record is from RefSeq and is a predicted model, not a curated record. Bases 144 to 1043 code for a protein of 299 amino acids.
AGAGACUGGCGGCAACUUGUUUAUAAAAAGCCCUUCAAAACCUUCGGUUUCUGCCUCUUACGACGCUCAAUUUUUGUCUGCUUCUUCUCUCUCAAAACCCUCUCAAAACCCUAGCGCCUCCUUUCUCUAUACCAGCGUCUUCAAUGGAGUUCUGGGGUGUUGAAAUCAAGGCCGGAGAGCCCCUUAAAAUUGAACCUGAUGAUGACAUGGUUAUUCACCUUUCUCAGGCGGUUUUGGGUGAGACCAAGAGCAAAGGAGGUGAAACUGUCUAUCUUUAUGUUAAAAUUGCGGACCAGAAGUUUGUUUUGGCUAAUCUUUCUUUGGACAAAUUCCCACAAGUGACUUUCGAUUUGGUUUUCGAUCAAGAGGUUGAAGUGUCACACAACUGGAAGAACGGAAGUAUUCACUUGUGUGGAUACCAGGCCCCUACUGCAUUUGAUGGAGAUGAUAUGGGUGAACAAUAUUUAAGUGAUUCAUCCGAUGAGGAAGCAGAAGUCCCUGUAACUGCUGUCGAAAAUGGCAAAGGUGCCGAAAAGGUGGCAGCCAAGCCCGUUGUUGGUAAAAGUAAUGAUGAUGCCAAACCUGAAGCUUAUGGAAAGGCCAAAGUUAAACUUGUGGAGCCAAGCAAAGAUGAUGAGGAUGAUGACAGUGAUGAUUCUGAUGAUGAUGAAUCUGAUGAGAUGGACUCAGAAGAUGAAUCUGAUGAGGACAUGAUUGAGGGAGAUGACAGCUCCAGCGACGAGGAAGAUGAUGACGAGACCCCUAAGAAGCCGGAAGUGAUCAAGAAAAGGCCUACCGAGUCUGCAACCAAGACUCCUGUGUCUUCUAAGAAAGCCAAAGUUGCUUCUCCCAAAUCUGAUAAGAAGGCUGCCCAUGUUGGAACCCCACACCCAUCAAAGAAGGCUGCUGCCAAGAGUCCCGCCACAACCGAUAAAUCAAAACAGACCCCGAAAUCUGCCGGCCAAGUCUCUUGCAAAACUUGCUCCAAGACUUUUAAUUCUGAUAAAGCGCUCGAGUCUCACACGAAGGCGAAACAUGUUUGAGUUCAGAAUGGGAUGAAAGUAGGGAGGAUGCUUUUGGAUUUUAAUUUUUGAUAUGAAUCUAUAGAAAGUGAUGUGUUAAGUUUUGGGAUAGUAUGAGAGAGGGAUGGUUUUUGGUGGUGGCGUUGUUGGACAAGUAUUAUGAAUCUAUGUUAAAGUUUUUUAGGUCUUUUCCUCAA